Triticum aestivum (bread wheat) is the source of this 800-nucleotide messenger RNA. RefSeq lists its product as uncharacterized. Bases 120 to 644 code for a protein of 174 amino acids. The record is from RefSeq and is a predicted model, not a curated record. The transcript has 3 exons. Lineage: Eukaryota; Viridiplantae; Streptophyta; Magnoliopsida; Poales; Poaceae.
AACAACUCAGAUCAAAGAAAUUGAUCAACUCGAUCGCGUGCCGCAACUAGCCGGAAACAAAUCGUAUUGUUGGCGGCGUUCUCGUCCCUAAGUAACUGUCUGCAGGCCGGCGACGGUCGAUGGCGGCGCUUGGACGCGCGGCGACGAGGCUGAUCCACCGAGCUGUCGUUAGAGUAGAGCAACGCCGCCCCGUCACCCUGUUGUCGCCAAGGCUCAUCCACACCCAGCAGAAUUCAAGAUCCCCGUUCUCCCAGAAAGAACACCUUGUGUCGCAAAUCAAGCAAAAGAAAGAGGAGUUAUACGAUCUCAUCGCUAACGCCGAGGCGGCUUCCGUAGCUUCUGGGUCAGACAUGCGUGUGCUCUCGACUCUCUGCACACGAAUCGAGCCUAGACCACAUGACCCUCAAUGGCGCCGGAUAACCAGAACCAAGAAGGUGGCCAAUUGGACUGCGGCGUCCAUCUUUUUUGUUGCUUCUGGAAUGAGUUUAUGUGGCGUGGUUGCCCGUGCUCCCCUAAUAGAGCAUGAAGGAGUGUACUACACUGCCGAGAGUGUGCACCGGCUAGUGGAGCAAGGCUGCCUGCCUGAGAGUGUGCUCAAGCAAGUGGGAAGCGCAGAAGCAAAAGGGUGCGAUGAUAAGGAGUGAAGAUGGACGACCUGCAUCUUUUUUCAUGGAGAACAAGAAGGAUUGUAUCUACGUAGGUCUCUUGAUGAAAUAGGAGUAUAUGUCUAUAAUGUGCCACCUCGAACUUGUACUAUUAUGAUGAAUGUCGUUGUAAGAUAUAUGUAACAUGGUGUGUUA